CCGGAAGUUGUUUUCUUCAGGUCAGCUGAAAGUUGGAGAGAAAGUUGCUCGUGGUUCGAGGUCGGUCGGCCGGUGUUUCUCAGUCGUUGGACCGCUCAUAUACGCGCCAUGGCGGCGGCAGAGGACAUGGAACUGAGCGUAGUGGCAGACGACCUGGAGCCAAGCUUUGUCAAGUGUCUGGUGGCAGGAGGGCUGGCGGGAACAGCGGUGGAUGUGACCCUGUUUCCCCUGGACACGCUGAAGACACGGCUUCAGAGCGAGGCUGGGUUCUGGAGGUCAGGAGGGUUCCGGGGUAUCUACUCUGGGCUGGGGUCAGCUGCGGUCGGCUCAGCGCCGGGAGCUGCUGUCUUUUUUGUCACCUACGAGUUCGUGAAAAGCCUGACGGGAAGCCUCCUCCCAGAAUCCCUUGCACCUGUCAGUCACAUGAUAGGAGCUUCCGCAGGAGAAGUGGGAGCCUGUAUAGUGAGAGUACCAGUCGAGGUGGUGAAACAGAGAGCCCAGGCCAACCCAGGACAUUCCAGCUACAGUGUGCUGAGGAGAACUGUCACACAGGAGGGAUUUAGGGGACUUUACAGAGGGUAUCUUAGCACAGUUAUCAGAGAGGUUCCGUUUUCAUUUGUGCAGUUUCCAAUCUGGGAGUUUCUGAAAAAAUCGUGGUCCACCAGACAAGGCAAACUGGUGGACCCCUGGCAGGGAGCGGUGUGUGGGGCGAUAUCAGGUGGAUUUUCAGCAGCAAUAACCACACCACUGGAUGUAGCAAAAACCAGAAUCAUGUUGGCUGAGGCUGGGACAAAAACUGCAAGAGGAAGCAUUCCUUCUGUGUUAAAAUCAAUAUGGAGAACAGACGGCAUGAGGGGGUUGUUUGCUGGAGUGGGCCCCCGUACCCUGUGGAUCAGUCUGGGUGGGUUCAUUUUCCUGGGGGUGUACGACAAGUCGAAAGCUGUCAUGUCAAACUUUUCCAAGGAUGUAGUAACUUAGCUAAGGAAUAGGGUGUUUUUAGAAUAUGCUCAUACAACUUUUUAUUUCUGUUGACAUUUUGGUGGGCCAUUUGCUACCUUCCUCAUGGCAAUACUGACUAGCUCUACUUCAAACUGCAGCUAGGUAGUGCUUUCUUUGUCAAAAAAUGAGCAAUCCACCACUUCUGUGACGUCAAUUUCUGCAACUUAUGAUCCACUGCUCACCAAGUCACAUGUUCUAUCUGCAUAAAGUGACAUCACAGAAGUGGUGGAUUAUGCACUCCUUGAUAAAGAUAAUUUGGGCAAGUCCAUUUUUUUUCUUUCAGAAGGUACAGUUCAACUUUUCACAUAGCAAAAAGCACAGAGCAAUUCUGCAGUAGCCAACUGUCAAAACAAAGCUGGAAACGAGAUAUUGCAGUCUGCAUUAGGCCUGAUUGUUAAAUCUUUUUUUUUUUACUGGAAAGCAAUCUGUUCUGUUAUUUUCUUACUAAUAGAUUCUAUUUGGUGUAUGGGUUGCAUCUGUUUAUUUAUUGUAAUUUUGGCUCAUGUGCCAACUGAAGGUAACACAUUAUUAGAAUGCGUGCUUAAGGAUCAUAAAUGUAUAUUCGCAAUAUGGGUGAAAUAAAUAAAUGUGGAUAUUU
Branchiostoma floridae (Florida lancelet) is the source of this 1597-nucleotide messenger RNA. RefSeq names its product S-adenosylmethionine mitochondrial carrier protein-like. The record is from RefSeq and is a predicted model, not a curated record. The transcript is spliced from 10 exons. Gene Ontology annotation, cellular component: mitochondrial inner membrane. Gene Ontology annotation, molecular function: S-adenosyl-L-methionine transmembrane transporter activity. NCBI's taxonomy places the organism in Eukaryota, Metazoa, Chordata, Leptocardii, Amphioxiformes, Branchiostomatidae. Bases 109 to 978 code for a protein of 289 amino acids.